AUGUGUCUUCCUUCCAAUAUAACAUCGUGGCCUCCUCUGGGCCAGCUUACAUUUAUACAUCGGAAAAGGGGGGCACAAGAUAAUAUCCACGCCACAAAUAACUUGAGUUUUACGGUGGUGCUUGAAUCAGAUCAUCAUUUUCCGGAACAGUCUUAUGAGGUUGUCGUUUGGCACAAUAUUUGCAGUGACGCCUGGACAGGACUUGAAUUAAAGAGUUCCCCUGACUCUCAGCUCACUGUAAUCAGUGAUAACACUUCAAGUAGAUGCUUCCGGAAAGCAUUCGUUGGCGAAAUACCGCUUCCUACAGAAAGGAACCAUGCAGAGUUUACUAUCAAAUACAAACCAAGGGCAGACUGCGCAUGGCAAUGGGCUAAUGAAACGUUUAAAGCUAAGAAUGGGGAGAUUAUUAUCGAACCAAUGAAACCUUUAUCGAAUGACAAUACAUACUCUCUGCAAAACUACCUGCAUUCAAUAAAUAACAAUAUUGACGUUAAACCUGGGCGAAGUGACGCUGCAGGUGCUUUACUUUGGAAUAUCAGCUGUCAGAUUGAGCCGGCCGUCAACGGAGAGAGCAAGACCUCCAGAAUCUUGCUUGGUACCCCGAAAGACUAUGUUCGAACCUUUUCUCUUGUUCGAGCUUCGGCAUCUUGGCUAGCACCACGGCAAGGGACGACAAGCUAUAACUUGAACGAAGACGCUCUAGUCUCAUCUUUCGUAUACCGAGAUGGUAUCGUGAUGGUUUUGGUCUCUGUGAGCGGUAUUGACGAUGUUUUGACCGUCUUUCAAUCUGGUAAAGAAGGUGAACUCAUCAUAAGUUCAAGAAAUGACAACAACCGCGCAGCGAAGAGUGAUGCUGUGGCUGCAAUUGCUAGUUCAUUUGAGAUAGCCAUGGCUGCGGCAAUAUAUGAAGCUCGAAAGAAAUCGCAAAACUAUUCAGUGGCUUUACAACAUAUAUACCCAGCAGAUAAUGACCAAGAGCCGGCUCAUACAGGGGUAGCUAAUGGGCCGACACUCAAAUGGCAACCGGAGUGGUAUGAUGGAUUGUCAUACUGCACGUGGAAUGCACUUGGUCAGGAUUUGACUGAACAAAAUAUUUUAAACGCUCUUCAGUCUCUUAAGAAAAAUGGGAUCCAAAUUUCUAGCCUUAUUAUUGAUGACGGUUGGCAGUCUUUGGAUAACGAGGGCCAAUCGCAGUUUGAGCGGGGUAUAACACGUUUUGAAGCAAGCCAGGUUGGAUUUCCGCAUGGCCUACAGCAAACAAUAGCUAAGAUCCGUAAAGAAAACGAGAGGAUAAAGCAUGUUUCUGUAUGGCACGCUCUGUUGGGUUAUUGGGGGGGCAUUUCACCUGCUGGUGAAAUAGCAUCCAAGUAUAACACAAUAGAGGUCGAAAGAACAGGGCAGUUAUCGUCCAGCAAAAUUAAAAUCGUCGAUCCCGAUGAUUUACCUUCGUUUUAUGAUGAUUUUUACACCUUCUUAUCGUCAGCAGGUAUAGAUUCAGUGAAGACUGACGUCCAAUCCGCUUUGGAUAGCCUCGAAGGCGCAACCAUUCGGCAACGUUGUAUAACAACGUACCAGGAUUCUUUGUCCAUGUCAUUGUCGCGGCACUUUCAAGCAAGGUCCAUAUCCUGCAUGUCCCAGACACCCCAAAUCAUAUUCCACUCCCUCUUACCUACCAACAAACCUCGACUCAUACUGAGAAACUCAGACGACUUUUUCCCAGAUAUAGAAUCUUCUCAUACAUGGCAUACUUUUUGCAAUGCCCACAACAGCUUGCUGACAAGAUAUCUCAACAUAAUUCCAGAUUGGGAUAUGUUUCAAACGUCCCAUUCCUAUGCAUCGUUCCAUGCAGCUGCCAGAUGCGUGUCAGGUGGCGUCAUUUAUAUAACAGAUGAGCCUGGAAAGCACAACCUGGCUAUUAUUAACCAGAUGACUGCCUUAACAACGAGAGGCGACACAGUGAUCCUACGCCCCAGCGUUGCGGGCCACAAAUCGGGGAACGUCACAAAACCAAUGCAUCAAGACGAUACCCAUGCAAUGGUGCUUGUGACACUGAAGCCAAGAGACUAUGAUAUUCUCACUGUAUAUCCUGUUUAUGCAUUCGAUGUGCCCAAAAAGUCGAAGCCCUGUGCCGCAGGAACAAAAUCGCGACGUAAGGUUUCUGUGCUGGGGCUUCUCGAUAAAAUGACAGGAGCCGCAGCUAUAAUCGGAUCAGAUAUAUCAAUGGACUCGGGAAAUGACCUUCGGUUUAAUGUUACACUCAAGGCACUUGGAACGUUGGGCCUAUGGAUUUCUGACUUGGCAGAAAGGAGUAUCACGGACAACUUCAUGGUAUUGAUCCAUGGGCUACCAGUGCCGGUUGAAACAGUGCAGCGAGGGAUUGAUCGCGAAGGCUGUAUUUUGUCAAUUGAUGUUUUAACUGCUUGGAAGAAAAUGGGUCUGGAUUCCGGACGGAGUAACGAAGUGGUUGUUCAGGUACUGAUGAUGUAG
Molecule: messenger RNA, 2487 nt
Organism: Trichophyton rubrum CBS 118892
Lineage: Eukaryota; Fungi; Ascomycota; Eurotiomycetes; Onygenales; Arthrodermataceae
Exons: 3
Coding region: 1-2487 (828 amino acids)
Source: RefSeq, a predicted model, not a curated record